AUGAUACCCCCGUUCCAGACUACAUUUGCUGUCCCUCUUAGCUGCGAGUCCUGCAUUAAGGAUGUCUCGAGUUCCUUGUACAAGCUUGAAGGCGUGAACAAGGUCGAGGGCGACCUGCAAAACCAGCUCAUCUCGAUCGAAGGCACCGCCUCGCCGUCAUCAAUCGUCGCCGCGAUUCAGGACACCGGCCGCGACGCCAUCCUGCGAGGCAGCGGUGCCUCGAAUAGCGCCGCGGUUUGCAUCCUCGAGAGCCACAGCCAGGCGGUCGAAAACAAGGUUCGCGGCCUCGUGCGCAUGGUGCAGGUCGCCUCCAAUCUCACCAUCAUCGACCUGACCAUCCGCGGGCUGUCACCCGGAACGUAUCAUGCAACGGUGCGCGAGCGCGGGGACAUAUCGGAGGGCCCCGAGUCGACGGGCGGCAUCUGGGAGGCGGUCAAGGCGAAGGCGGAGGGCAAGCCGGCACGGGGAGUGUUUGGAACGGUGCAGGUCAACAAGGGCGGCGUCGGCAGCGUGUUCCUGGAUCGGCCCCUCGAGAUCUGGGAGCUGAUAGGGCGUAGCAUCGUGGUGGCACGAGAGCAGGACGGUCCGUUCGACAAGAACGAUGCCGACACGCUGGUGGGCGUCAUUGCACGGAGCGCAGGCGUGUGGGACAACGACAAAACGGUGUGCUCAUGCUCGGGCAAGACGGUUUGGGAGGAGCGCAAGGAACAGGUGGAUCGCGGCAUGCUCUAA
Molecule: messenger RNA, 732 nt
Organism: Lasiodiplodia theobromae
Lineage: Eukaryota; Fungi; Ascomycota; Dothideomycetes; Botryosphaeriales; Botryosphaeriaceae
Product: Superoxide dismutase copper chaperone
Exons: 3
Coding region: 1-732 (243 amino acids)
Biological process (GO): removal of superoxide radicals
Cellular component (GO): cytoplasm
Molecular function (GO): superoxide dismutase copper chaperone activity; copper ion binding
Source: RefSeq, a predicted model, not a curated record